GGUCGCGUUGUGGUUCGUGGCUCGUCACUCGUGGCAAUUGUUGACAGCCACCGUAGGGUAAGCUCGGCACAGCUGUGCGCUUGACACAGCUGCACAGUUUGCUCAAAUUGUCAGCGGCACUGGAGCCUCGUCCGCCGUUCGCGUCCCGGCGCAGCCACGUCCAGGCUGCGUGUCCCGGCCACCGACAACCGUCGCGUCGACAGAUCGAGCCGCAUCGUCGUCGAGAGACUGGGAGGGACACGGAACUGGGAAAAAUGAGCAGUAGAUCGCAGAUGACUACGAUGAAUGGGAAGAGGCCCUCAUCGAUACCUUCCAGACAUCAGCCAGAGGCACUGGCGCAACACUUUGACCUGAUCAAGUAUAUCUAUGAUUCGUGGAAUUCUGUAUCUAAAGAGUUAGAUAUGUGCCACAAUCAACCACACAGUAACUCCUCCAAUUAUAGACAUGGAGCGUCAGUUACAUAUUACCAAGAACGUGAGCCAAACCCACAGUUGAAAGAUUUUGAGCCAUUUAACUUGGAGGCAUGGUGGGGACAGCGUGUUGUGCAAAGUAUUACUAGGAAUGCAAAUUCCUAGUGCCAGGCCCAACAUGUUGACUAUAAUCGGACAUUUUCAAACAGACACAAGAAACAAAAAAGAUAAAUUGCAAGUCAACAAAUCCAAUCUUUCGACAUUCGUUAUACAUCUAAAAGUAACAACAUUUUAGAGUUGGGAUUCGAAUACAGAAGCACAUAGAAAGACAUAAACAGUAAGACUUAAACGUUAAGUCGCUCGAACAACCAAAGUAGAGAGUUCUUCAAAAUGGCAAUCUUCUCAAGAAUUUCUUCUUGCAAUUGAUCGAUUUCUUCAAUAUAUAGGUCUUAUUGCUAACGUUUUUACGCAAUAAGAGGAAAAUAAUGAGCGCCAACACAAGAAUUAAAUCCCCAAUUUUCGUUUUAGAUAUAUGACGUACGUAUUUAUUUGAAAAAUAUUUUUUCAAUCUUUUAAUAAAGAAAAGAGUAGAAAGAAGGAGACUGUAAUACGGGAUAAAUGAAAGAAAUGUGCUAAACAUUUAAUGCUAAUAGUGAAGAUAAAGAUAUGACGACAGAGAUAUAGGCAUCACUAUACAUUCCUUUUAUACCGAUUGUGUUUUAAUGGGAUACAUUAAACUUCUUUUGCUUU
Messenger RNA from Temnothorax curvispinosus, 1160 nucleotides. Its product is annotated as MAPK regulated corepressor interacting protein 2-like. The transcript is spliced from 4 exons. The coding region runs from base 255 to 575 and encodes 106 amino acids. The record is from RefSeq and is a predicted model, not a curated record. Lineage: Eukaryota; Metazoa; Arthropoda; Insecta; Hymenoptera; Formicidae.